Messenger RNA from Corylus avellana, 807 nucleotides. RefSeq names its product FANTASTIC four-like protein (DUF3049). The record is from RefSeq and is a predicted model, not a curated record. Lineage: Eukaryota; Viridiplantae; Streptophyta; Magnoliopsida; Fagales; Betulaceae.
AUGGCUGCCUGUGGAAGCCUUCAACACAUCUUUGAAAACCCAUUGCCAGAAAACCCAACAACGCUGCUUGAAUCCCUUUCUUCGUGGAAGCCUGUGAAACCCAUUGAGCAGCCAUCGUUUACUACUGAGAUCUUCGGUGAACUCCAUUUCAAAGAGAAUUCUGCAGAAUCACCCCCGUGUCCUGCCAUUCCAGUCUCGCCCGUGUCUUCGUCGUGUUUGAUUGAAAGCCUCAAUAUCAACGAUGGCAGCAAGUACAGCCGCUGUCACAAAAGCAGUGACAGCUUCUCGUCGAUGAGCUCCGACAGCCUUCAGCUGUGCACGGAGGGGCUUGGCUUUGAGAGCUCCGAUGACGUCGAGGACAUGGGGAAUGAGAUGAGUGAAGAUUGGCAAAACCACGAGGAGAAAAUAAGGGUGACAAGGCAUCAUCAUUUUCCGUCGUCUGAGAAUCAUGGCGGCGAAUUCAGGAGGUCGAGGACAAGUGGGGCCGGGGGAGGAUUUCCUCCGCCGAUUUCUUGCAUCGGAAAGAGUGGAAAGCCUUGGGUUUGCUUCAAAUCUUAUAGGCAGGACGGCAGGUUUGUUCUCAAGCAGAUAAGGAUUCCCACCCAGGAAUUCCUGCAUGCGUGUAGAGAAGAUGGGCGCCUCAAGUUGAACUUUGUUCAGCCAAAUGAUGAGAUUCUAGAAGAAGAAGAAGAAAUGGACGAUGAAGAUCAAGAGGACACUGAUGAUGACGACAAAGAAGGCAAGGAAGACGAUGAUGGUGGAAGCAAUGGAGGAAAAGACGCAGAAAGUUUCGUAAUAGCUAGGUAG